Messenger RNA from Lotus japonicus, 1360 nucleotides. RefSeq lists its product as uncharacterized. NCBI's taxonomy places the organism in Eukaryota, Viridiplantae, Streptophyta, Magnoliopsida, Fabales, Fabaceae. The transcript is spliced from 2 exons. The record is from RefSeq and is a predicted model, not a curated record. Bases 164 to 1156 code for a protein of 330 amino acids.
UCCAUCUUCCUCUCAUUCUCUUAACACCAUAUCAACAUUAUUUCAACAACAUACUCAUUUUAUUCAUAUUCUAAGUGUAUAUAUACAUACACAUUGUAAUUUGUGAUUACUAGUUUAACUGUUUAAGGCACAAGAGAGGAAGGGGUAUUACUAGCUUUUGAAAAUGGCAAGGAUUCCGGUGAGGUUUCAGAGGAUGGCUGCGGCGUUUGAAGCUGAUGUGGCGCGUGUGCGCCCCUGCGGUGAGAGCAGCGGGAGCGAGCACUCCCCGCCGGAGAGUGUAACUGAUUUGUCUGAUCUUGUGAAUUCCUUCAUGGAGAAGAAUGAGAGAUCGGCUGCUGCAGGAGAAGGUGGUGAAGAGGAAUUGGUUGAUGUCCGUCGUGAGGAAGAUAAUGAGAAGGGUGCAUGUGAUGAAGAAGAGGUUGAGAAAUUGGAGUGGUCUGAAUCUGAGAAGAGGGAAAUGUUGCUGGGUUUCUUUGCUGGGAAUGAAGAAGGUGAUGAUGAUGAGGAUGAAAGGGAGGCUAAAGAAACCAUUAAGGGAGAAGUUGAGUUUGCAUUGGGAAUUGUUGGUGACAGUUCUGUUCCUGGAUUCAAACGCCUUUUGAUGUCAAGAUUGAGGGAGAAAGGUUUUGAUGCUGGGCUUUGCAAAACAAAGUGGGAGAAAAUUGGAAGAUUAACAGCUGGUGAUUAUGAGUACAUUGAUGUCAAUUUUUCCGGAAAACGCUACAUUGUUGAAGUUUCCCUUGCUUCCGAAUUCGAAAUAGCUCGCGCCACACAUAAGUAUACUUCAUUGCUAGAUGUUUUCCCAGUGAUAUUUGUUGGUAAAGUGGAAGAUCUGAAGCGGGUUGUGAGGCUGAUGUGCAGUGCAAUUAAGGGAUCAAUGAAAAAAAGUGACCUGCAUUUACCUCCAUGGAGGAGAAAUGCGUACAUGCAAGCCAAGUGGUUUAGUUCUUACAAGAGAACAUCUAAUGCUGUUGCAAGCAGAAAAGCAACAUCAACUGUGUCUCCUGAUUCCUUAUUUCCUAAGAGGUCAAUUGGAUUUGAAGCAAGGCCUGUCAAAGCAUAUAACUGCAGAGAACAUUAUGUGAGCAAAACUGGGUUCAGAAUUGGCCACUUGACAGCUGCUUUUAAUUCUGAUAGCUUUGGUAUGCAAUUAUAGUUAGUUCUUUUUUGUAUAGAUGUGUCUUUUUUGGAGAGGUUGGAGUUGAUAAGUGUGAUAGUGCCUUAAGCACACAGGGCACAAAGUGCCUGAAAACAAAUUUUGGAUAAAUGCAUUUUCUAGGUAAAUGUAUCAUAGGCAAUUAAGGUUCAUUGCUAGCAAUUUUGUUUCAUCUGUUUGCAGUCAUUAUUGUAAAAGAGCAUU